CCUGGGGGCACCUUGGGCCGGGGGCACUUCUGGCAACACCCGAAAGAGGCGAAAUCGAGGCAAGGGCCGCAGCAUCGGUACCCCUAAGCCCUCCUUUACAGAGGCCGCCUAGCUGGGGUCGGAGUAGAUGGGGUCGGAGGAUCGCGCCGCACCGUCGAUGCAUCGUCGACGUCGGCGACACAUCGGCGACGUCGACGUGAAGCAAACCGGGCUGCACAUCGAGCCGCAUUCGCGCUGCGUCGGCGAUGCGGGGCGAUCCCCCGACCCCACCCAGCGCGACCCCAACCCGGGAGGCCCCGAUCCUCCGAGGAGCGGUGAUGGCGGGCCGCCGGCGCGCCCGAGCUCGAAGGGCGUCGCCCGUCCCGCGGGCGCGGGCGGAGCGGAGGCAAAUUCGAUUACUUGGCACAUCGUAUUAUCGGCCUCUCCAGAGCCACAGAGGCCAGGAAGGCUGCCCACACAAUCGCUCGGGUGGGUUUAGGUAGGUCUUCGCCUCUGCAGGCUCUGCUUGGCCACUCUCGCUGAGGCACCCCAUCCCUCGGAGGGGUGCGGCCGCCGCGGCCCCAUCGUUUGAGGGCCAAGCUGCCGGCCGACUACAGCAGCCAGGAGUGACACGAACAGAAGGCACGAAACGUCGGGAGAAGGACAGCAUCCACCACCACCACGCCUCCACGAGCUCCGCUCGGGCAGCAGAGUCUACGGGGUCAGGACACGGCGGCCUCACCGGAUGCCUCCUGGCUUGUUGCUUCUGUGGGGGGGGGGGCUUGACGAACAAAGACACGCGGCCCGGAGACCAAGCACCCAGUAGGCCACGCGAAAUCGCUCGAAGGCCCACCCCCCGCAUUCAAGCUUCGAGAAGGAUUGAGGAGGAUCAAUCAGGCACAGAAGUGAGCCGACAAAAAUAGAGACUGCUGGCGCACGGCAAACUGAAAUCGCGAGAUCGUUCCCCGUAUCCUCUCCAGCUUCCUUUUUGGAGGCCGCCUGGACGGGGUCGUAGCAUCGCACCGCAUCACCGAUG
Messenger RNA from Prorocentrum cordatum, 1015 nucleotides. Lineage: Eukaryota; Dinophyceae; Prorocentrales; Prorocentraceae. The record is from the annotation of a GenBank genome assembly.